Messenger RNA from Brassica napus (rape), 2169 nucleotides. RefSeq names its product probable disease resistance protein RPP1. NCBI's taxonomy places the organism in Eukaryota, Viridiplantae, Streptophyta, Magnoliopsida, Brassicales, Brassicaceae. The record is from RefSeq and is a predicted model, not a curated record. The coding region runs from base 812 to 1699 and encodes 295 amino acids. The transcript has 2 exons.
GUUGGAAGAGAUCUUGACGAGAAGAUAACAUGUGCAAGUGAAAGAGCCUUUAUUAGAUUGUCUAAUCUUCAAUUCUUAAGAACUAAAAGAGAUGGCGUUAAUCUACAAAGUAUGAAUUACAUAUCCCGAAAACUAAGAGUACUAAGUUGGCCAAUGUUCCACAGGACAUGUUUUCCUUCAAGUUUUAAUCCAACGUUUGAAGCCAAGCUAGAGAUGCCAUUUAGCAAGCUUGAAAAAUUGUGGGGAGAAACUAAACCGCUCAAUCUCAAGUGGAUGGAGUUGAGUUAUUCCAAUUGUUUGAAAGAGCUUCCUGAUUUCUCAACUGCCACUAAUCUAUAUGAACUGGAUCUCACACACAGCUCAAGUCUGGUGAAACUAUCUUCCUCUAUUGGAGAUGCAAUUAAUCUCCAAAAUUUGAAUCUCAGUCAUUGCUCAGAUCUGGUGGAGAUCCCUUCAUCUAUUAUCACUAAUCUCAAAUCUCUUGAUUUCUAUGGAUACUCAAGUUUGGUGGAGGUUCCCUUCAAUAUCGAAGAAGUCAUUGAUUCUAUUUACAUUAAUCUCAGUUAUUGCUCAAGUAUGGUGGAAGUCCCUUCCUCUACUGAAAAUGCAAUUAAUCUCCAGGAACUGAAUCUCAAUGAUUGCUCAAGCCUGGUGGAAUUUCCUUUCUCUAUUGGGAAUGCAUUUUAUCUCCAAAAACUGAAUAUGAGUUAUUGUGCAAGUCUGGUGGAACUCCCUUCCUCUACUGGCAAUACAGCUAAUUAAUUUCGAAAGACGUGAUCUCAAUCAUUGUCGGGUUGAACUCCCUUCAUCUAUGAGAAAACUUGGUGGAUUGUCCGAACUGGAAUUAAAGGAAUGUUCAAAGUUAGAGGUUCUUCUGGCCAGCAUCAACUUGGAAUCUCUAGGAGAAGUCAAUCUCUCAGAUUGGUCUUUGUUGAAAAAUUAUCCUGAGAACUCCACAGACGUUCAAGAGACUGAUCCAUGGAUCGGGAGAAUAUCUGGUCUACGUAAACUUGUACAAAGCGGAAUGGAGAAGCUUGAAUCACUCCCACCGCUUCCGGAUUCACUAUGGGCACUAGAUGCAGAGAAUGGUGAGUCCCUAGAGAGAUUAGGUAGCUCCUUUAGGAACCCAGAUAUCAAUCUCAGCUUCCUUAACUACUUCAAACAAAAUCAAGAAGAGAAAGAUCUCAUCAUCCAGACGCCGAGCAAUGAAUAUGCGGUCUUUCCUGGUGAAGAAAUGCCUCAGUGCUUCACUUACCGAUCAUCUGGGAGUUCAUUAACUGUGAAGUUGAAUCAAACUCCUCUUGGCACAUCAACCAAAUUCAAGGCUUGCAUCGUAUGUGCUGGUGAGGACGAAAAGGGCUUUACAGAAUGGGAACGAGCAUCUGUCUGUUGUAGCAUCACCACGUCAGGAGGGAUCUCCCUCAGUUCUUGUCUUAAAACAAUAGAACAGUUUUUGCCGGGACAUCUGUACACAUUCGAGUUUGAGGUUGAAACAGAUGAGGUGACUUCCACUGAGCUUGUUUUUGAGUGCGAGGUUGACUAUGCGGAUUUGAUCAAAAAGGGCAAAACACUGGAGAUAAAAGAAUGUGGGAUUAUGCUGGUAAACAUGAUUGAGAGCUUCGGAGAUGACAACAGUAGCGGAGCAAUCGACGGAGCUAGAGGGUCAGCUGACCCCUAUCAACUCUUGUAUUUUAUUUAAUGUAUGCAUUUAAUUUAAUUAUAAUAUAGUACUACAUUUGAUUAGUUGGUUCAUUUUUAGUGGCUUGAUGUCUUUGUUAGUUUCGAAGCCUCCAAUACUAUAUCUAUUGUUAUGAAUCUGAAACAAACCUUGAAGAUUGAGCAAUGUACGCAUCAUACGCUCCACGUCCACACUGUUAUGGUCGUAGAUCGUAAGUCUCUGUAAACUCCAAAUCCUCUGCUUUAUUGAACGUAUCAAACGAAUAAAAAAUUCAUCAUUCUUAUAUUCAUUGCCAAAAAUUCGAAAACUCACACACUGACAUUUCAAAUCUCGCUAGCUCUCUUCCCUGGAGGAAUUAACACAUAUCUUUUUCUCUGGAUUUGGUUUCUAAAAUGCCUGUCAACGGAAACAAUACAUUUAAGAUGAGGAAUAUUCCGGCGAUGCAAUUUAUUUUCUCAUUUUAUUAUCAGAGAUCAAUACAUUUCAAGCUC